Haplochromis burtoni (Burton's mouthbrooder) is the source of this 7592-nucleotide messenger RNA. RefSeq names its product integrator complex subunit 1 (gene ints1). Gene Ontology annotation, cellular component: integrator complex. NCBI's taxonomy places the organism in Eukaryota, Metazoa, Chordata, Actinopteri, Cichliformes, Cichlidae. The coding region runs from base 230 to 6793 and encodes 2187 amino acids. The record is from RefSeq and is a predicted model, not a curated record. Gene Ontology annotation, biological process: U2 snRNA 3'-end processing. The transcript is spliced from 48 exons.
ACGCUCAAAGUAGAUGUACAUGAUCCUCCCUGGCGCUUGGUGGCGCUUGUUACUUGUUGGUGUUAUCGAGUAAUUUCAGUCGAGAAAAAGAAGCCACCACGGCUCUGUCUGUCUGAUAGCUUUGAGGCGGUGAAUGACUUUUUUGUGUGAAGUAUAUCGUCCAGGCUACACAUAUGACACAUACAUGUCUCCCGCUCUACUUUGAUUGUAAUUGUGCCUACCAGUAAAUAUGAAUCGUCCAAAGCCUACAACUCUUAGGCGCCCCAGUGCAGCGAAACCAUCAGGCCAUCCCCCUACAGGAGAUUUUAUUGCUCUGGGCUCUAAGAGCCAGGGAGGAGAGCCGAAAGCCCCUGCUGUCCUCCUGAAGGCAACCUCUACAAAUUUACCUGCUGACCGCAAGAGAGAGACUUCCUCCACUCUGCCAUCCUCAUCAGGGCUAGCCAACCUAACUAAGCGGCCCAAACUAUCCACCACCCCUCCUGUCAGUGCCCUUGGACGUCUCGCUGAUGUUGCUGCAGUGGACAAGAGGGCUAUAUCGCCCUCAAUAAAGGAGCCAUCAGUAGUACCUAUUGAAGUUUCUCCAGCAGUGCUGUUGGACGAGAUUGAAGCUGCUGAAUCAGAAGGAAAUGACGAUCGCAUUGAGGGAUUGCUGUGUGGAGCAGUGAAACAGCUCAAGAUGAACAGAGCCAAGCCUGACAUCACACUUUACCUUAGCCUCAUGUUUCUGGCCAAAAUCAAGCCCAAUGUUUUUGCAACUGAGGGAAUUAUUGAGGCCUUGUGCAGCCUCCUGCGUAGGGAUGCUUCUAUCAACUUUAAAGCAAAAGGCAACAGCCUGGUCUCUGUUCUGGCAUGCAAUCUGCUGAUGGCAGCAUACGAGGAGGAUGAGAACUGGCCAGAGAUAUUUGUCAAAGUUUACAUUGAGGACUCUCUGGGUGAAAGAAUCUGGGUGGACAGCUCUCACUGUAAGAAUUUUGUUGACAACAUUCAGACUGCUUUUGGAACAAAAAUGCCCCCAAAGAGUAUGCUGCUCCAGGCUGAUACGGGCCGCUCUGCUGGAGAUCUGAGUGCAGGUAGCAGCCCUCAUCCAUCAACCCCAGAUGAGGAUGACAGCCAGACUGAGUUGCUGAUAGCUGAGGAGAAACUCAGCCCUGAGGAUGAAGGGCAGGUUAUGCCAAGGUAUGACGAACUUGCAGAGAGUGUGGAGGACUAUGUGCUUGAUGUCCUCAGGGAUCAGUUGAACCGCAGGCAGCCGAUGGACAAUGUGUCCCGAAAUCUGUUGCGUCUGCUCACAGCCACAUGUGGCUACAAAGAGGCAAGACUCAUGGCGGUGCAAAGGCUGGAGAUGUGGCUCCAGAACCCAAAGUUGACUCGCCCAGCUCAGGACCUCCUGAUGUCUUUGUGCAUGAACUGCAACACCCACGGAGCAGAUGACAUGGAGGUUAUCUCCAACCUGAUCAAGAUCCGACUCAAACCCAAAGUUCUUCUUAAUCAUUACAUGCUGUGUGUCAGGGAGCUACUAAAUGCACACAGAGACAACCUGGGAACUAUGGUGAAGCUCGUCAUCUUUAAUGAGCUGUCCAAUGCCCGGAAUCCCAAUAACAUGCAAGUCCUCCAUACAGUGCUGCAGCACAGCCCAGAGCAAGCUCCAAAGUUCUUGGCAAUGGUGUUCCAAGACCUGUUAACCAAUAAGGAUGAUUACCUUCGUGCCUCAAGAGCUUUGCUCAGAGAAAUCAUCAAACAGACUAAGCAUGAGAUCAACUUCCAGUCCUUUUGCUUUGGUUUGAUGCAGGAGAGAAAAGAGGCCAGCUAUGUUGACAUGGAGUUUAAAGAGCGAUUUGUCAUCCAGGUGACAGAUUUACUCACUGUUUCUAUGAUGUUGGGCAUCACCGCUCAGGUCAAGGAAGCAGGCAUUGCAUGGGACAAAGGAGAGAAGAAGAAUCUUGAGGUCCUGAGGUCCUUUCAGAAUCAGAUUGCUGCCAUCCAGAGAGAUGCUGUGUGGUGGCUUCACACUGUUGUUCCUACCAUCAGCAAACUUGGUGCAAAAGACUACGUUCACUGCCUUCACAAAGUGCUUUUCACAGAGCAGCCUGAGACAUAUUACAAGUGGGACAACUGGCCUCCGGAGAGCGACAGAAAUUUCUUCCUUCGCCUUUGUUCUGAAGUUCCUCUUUUGGAGGACACUCUGAUGCGUAUUCUGGUGAUCGGGCUGUCACGUGAUUUGCCUCUGGGCCCGGCAGACGCAAUGGAGCUUGCUGAUCACCUGGUUAAGAGAGCUGCCGGAGUUCAGUCAGAUGCAGAUCUCGAGGUCCUGAGAGUGGAGAGGAUCCAGCUCAUUGAUGCUGUUCUGAAUCUGUGUACAUACCACCACCCAGAGAACAUUCAACUGCCUGCUGGGUACCAACCACCAAAUUUGGCAAUAUCCACACUCUAUUGGAAGGCAUGGCUAUUGUUGCUUGUUGUGGCUGCAUUUAACCCUCAGAAGAUAGGUUUGGCUGCCUGGGAUGGAUAUCCCACCCUAAAAAUGCUUAUGGAGAUGGUUAUGACAAAUAACUAUACAUACCCUCCUUGUACCAUUGCGGAUGAGGACACAAAAACAGAGAUGAUCAACAGAGAGCUACAGAUCUCCCAGAGAGAGAAACAAGAGAUUUUAGCCUUUGAGAGCCACUUGGCUGCAGCUUCAACCAAACAGACCAUCACCGAGAGCAACAGCUUGCUCUUGUCUCAGCUUACCAGUUUGGACCCACAGGGACCUCCUCGUAGACCUCCUCCUCAGGUCCAGGAGCAGGUUAAAAGUCUCAACCAGUCUCUGCGUCUCGGUCACCUCCUUUGCCGCAGUCGCAACCCUGACUUUCUUCUCAACAUCAUCCAGAGACAGGCUUCUUCUCAGUCCAUGCCAUGGUUGGCUGAUUUGGUCCAGUCCAGUGAGGGAUCCUUGGAUGUGCUCCCAGUGCAAUGCCUGUGUGAAUUCCUUCUUCACGAUGCUGCAGAUGACAGCUUGCUCAUAGACGAUGAUGAAGAAGGAGAAAGCAAAGAGCAGAAAGCCAAGAAGAGACAAAGACAACAAAAGCAGAGGCAAUUACUUGGGCGCCUCCAGGAUCUUUUGUUAGGUCCCAAGGCUGAUGAGCAGACAACAUGUGAAGUACUGGAUUACUUCCUGCGCCGUCUCAGCUCUUCUCAAGUGGCAUCAAGAGUCUUAGCCAUGAAGGGUUUGUCUUUGGUGCUGACUGAAGGAGGCCUGAAAGAUGGGGAGGAGCGAGACCAGCCCAUGGAAGAAGACUCUGCAGAUGCUGAGCUCUUGCCAGGUUACCAGUGGCUGCUACAGGACCUCCCCAAGCUCCCUUUGUUUGACAGUGUCAGGGGCAUGACAUCCACUGCCCUGCAGCAGGCCAUUCACAUGGAGACAGAUCCACAGACGAUCAGUGCCUAUCUCAUCUAUCUAUCCCAGCAUGCACCAGUGGAGGAGCAGGCUUCUCAUAAUGACCUGGCUUUGGACAUUGCCCGGCUCAUCGUCGAGCGUUCAACCAUCAUGAACAACCUCUUUUCCAAACACUCCAGCAGACCUGAGUCUGACGCUGUGCUCUAUGCUUUCCUCUCCAUCUUCUCUACGUAUAUUAAGAGGAUGAGGAAGACCAAGGAGGGCGAGGAUCUUUACAGCUGGUCAGAAUCUCAAGACCAGGUGUUUCUACGCUGGACUACAGGGGAGACUGCUACAAUGCACAUUCUUGUAGUCCAUGCUAUUGUUAUCUUGCUAACUCUGGGACCACCCAAAGGAGAGAGUGAUUUCCACAUGCUUUUGGACAUUUGGUUUCCUGACAAGAAACCUCUACCCACUGCCUUCCUGGUUGACACCUCAGAGGAAGCCCUGCUGCUUCCCGAUUGGUUGAAAUUGAGGAUGAUUCGUUCUGAGGUCUCACGACUGGUCGAUGCAGCUUUACAAGACCUCGAGGCUCAGCAGCUGCUGCUUUUUGUUCAAUCUUUUGGGAUUCCAGUCUCCAGUAUGAGUAAACUUUUGCAGUACUUGGAUCAGGCUGUGUCCCAUGAUCCACAGGCUUUAGAGCAAAACAUCAUGGACAAGCACUACAUGGCCCAUUUGGUUGAAGUGCAGCAUGAGCGAGGGGCCACUGGGGGGCAUACUUUCCAUUCUUUACUCAGUUCCUCUCUUCCUCCACACAGAGAUUCAUCUGAAACAAGUAAGGCCAAAGUUACAGUGGAAACUCCUCACAGCUCUGUGAAGAUGAGAGCAGCCACUCAGCUUCCUGUAGUCGGGCCUGACGAUGAUCUCACUGGCAUGUUGCUUCAGAUUUUCCCCUUGAAAGUGGACCCCCGCUGGCAUGGCCCUCCUCCCAGUCAGGUCUCCCUGGCCCUCCAACAGGCCUUAGCUAAAGAGUUAAUGCGAGCUAAGCAGGGCCAGAUUCAGCAGGGUGGUUUGGCAUUUCGACUCCUGCAGGCCAUUGCAGCCUUGCUCGCUUCUGCUCAUGCAGGGCCAAUAGUAAUAUCAAUGCAUCGGAGUCACUCUCUGUCCUGCCCUCUUAUGCGCCAGCUUCAUCUCUAUCAGCGUCUCGUUUCCCAGGACAUUGCUUUCUCAUCACUGUUUCUCAAAGUCAUUGUUGAGAUGUUAAUCUGGUUAGACAACCCAACUGUAGAGGCAGGACCACUAAAGACUCUGCUCAGAUCUUUUGCUGGACAGAACUCUCACAAGCACAGGCUCAGUGAUGUACGUACAGGUUUCCUUCACCUGGCUGAGGCGUUGGCAUAUCGCAGAGAUACUGAAGUUCCACUGAGAGCCAUCAUAGCAAUGCUGAAAACUGGAGAGAAAUGUAAUGCAGAACCUGAACUUGUUGGCAAAGUGCUACAAGGGCUGAUGGAGGUGAAGUCACCAUAUUUGGAGGAGCUACUGUCUCUGCUGAUGACUGUUGGUACACAGAAUGGGACAGCGGGCUCUGUUGCUAUGGUGAUUUCUUUGCUCCUUCAGGAAAGCGAGGAGCGAGCUGUGAAAAAGGAAGUGGAUUCUAAUAAUGGCUCAGAGGUGACAAAGUCAGGACUUAGCUCUGGGCUUCUGGUUGAUUGGCUGGAGCGUCUUGACCCUGAGGUUACUUCAGUGUGUCCAGACCUUCAACAGAAGCUGCUGUUUGCCCUCAACAAGGCACGAGGGACCCCAGCUUACAGACCUUAUCUUUUGGCCUUGCUUACACAUCAGUCAAACUGGUCCACUCUGCUGCAGUGUAUCAGUGCUCUUCUCAGCAAGCGCAGAGACUACAAACUGGACCCAUCCUCUGCUCUGGAUUUCUUGUGGGCGUGCAGCCACAUUCCUCGUAUCUGGCAAGGACGUGACCAGAAGAUCCCUCAAAAGAAAACUGAAAAGUUUGUUCUCCGGCUCAGUUCAGAGGAGCUCAUUAGCCUGAUGGACCUGAUAUUGUCAGAAUCAGAGCUUAACAGCCACGACACACUCCAGGAUGACAAAAACAGUGUGGACCAGGCCCCCUGCUCCCUCAUCCAAUCCAGACUGCCCCUCCUUCACUCGUACUGUAAUGGAAAUUUAGAAGACAUCAAGAAAGUAUCAGAGUACCUCAUCAACUGCUCAAAAAAAUGGGAGGACAGUGCAAUGAGUAAGAGGUGCCAGAACCUGCUGCUACAGAUCUAUCUGCACUUCCCUGAGGUCAUCCAGCACGUUGCCCUGCCUGAAAGCACGUUCAGCAGCGGCGGGGCAGCAGAUGGCAGCAGCUGCAAGCUUGAUGUCCUGGUGCAUCGCCUGGUCACACUGCUUGCUGAUAUAGGAGACUCAAAGUCUGCCGAGAGCCGCGUGUCUGAUGCCAAUCUCGCUUGCAGGAAGUUGGCUGUAUCGCACCCUGUACUGUUACUCAGACACCUGCCCAUGAUUGCAGGCCUCCUACACGGUCGCAUGCACCUAAACAUGCAGGAGUUUCGCCAGCAAAACCACAUGACAUUCUUCAGCAAUGUACUCGCUAUUCUGGAGCUUCUGCAGCCACUUGUUUUCCACAGUGAUCACCAGAGGGCGCUUCAAGACUGCCUUCUGUCUUUUAUGAAGGUCCUUCAGAAUUUCCAGAGGACACGUUCGCCGUUGGUCUUCAUUAACAAGUUUCUUCAGUUUACACAGAAGUACAUUACGCACGACGCAGCAGCAGCCAUUCCUUAUCUACAGAAGCACUCUGACAUCUUACAGAGUUUGUGUGCGGAAAAUCCAGAUUUGGUCCAGCUGAAAUCUCUCCUAGCUGGACUCACUUUGCCUGUAAAAAGCUCUUCUGCAGAGGUAUCUACAGAAGAGAGAGAUGACGACUUGGCUGCAGGUUCUCUGCCCUUAGUCAACAUAUCGGCCUCAUUUUUACUGAGCGCUGCAGACAUGACAAUGUACUUGAAAAAGAUGUCAAAGGGAGAGGCAGUCGAGGAUGUGUUGGAGGUGUUGACAGAGGUGGAUGAGAAGUCAAGGAGGAGCCCAGAGAUCAUACAGUACUUCAUUAAUGAUCUGCAGAGGCUCAUGACUUCGCCUGAGGAGUUGUGUCGGAACAUGGCCUUCAGUCUCGCCCUACGCUGCAUUCAAAAUAAUCCAUGCCUGGCAACAGACUUCCUGCCAACUUUCAUGUAUUGCAUGGGCAGUGGCAACUUUGACGUGGUGCAGACUGCUUUAAGGAAUCUUCCGGAAUAUGUGCUUCUCUGUCAAGAACAUGCAGACAUCUUGCUCUACAAGGCGUUUUUGGUGGGUAUCUACGGACAAAUCGACACCAGUUCAAUGAUCUCAGAGUCCAUGAAAGUCCUUCACAUGGAAGCAACAACCUAACGAUAAAGUGUUUGACUCCACGUCUGACUAAAAAUGCUGUCAGUCAUUCUUUGCGUUCCACACCUUGAUAUUAUGUUUUUUCAAUCCCUUAAAUUCAGUUCAGUAAUUUCAGGAUAAUUUAUUAACUUCAAGAAAUGCAUAAAAAAUCCCAUUGAAUAAAAUGAAAAUAAUAUAAUUAAAAUGGUAAAAUCAGCGUAAUUGUAAUAAUGGAACAGGUAUUACUGUGCUACAUUUUAAUAGAUAUGGAUUAUUUAACUUGGUUCGAUUACUUCAACAAUAAAGUUAAAUGGAACAUCAAAAGGUCAUAUUAUUAUAUAGGAAUAUUAGUUGGAGACAGCAGAGCGGAUAACGCUGAAGAAAUUCUCAACAGAAGAUAAUGAAAAAUAAAUAUAAUAUAGGAAUUCAUAUUUCAGAAUUUGGGGUGUAAUUUGGAGAGAAACUUUUGCAUUUCUGAAGUUAUUAAAUUAUUUACAGAUGCAACGCUUCAUGAAAAAAGAAAAGGGUUUUUUGGCUUCACACUUUUAAUAGUUUUGAAAAUGAAGUCCUUCUUUGAAUUUUUGAAUUUCCAGAAUUUGAAAUUAAGAGUUUAACUUAUUUUCUCGACUGUAUUAGUUGGUUUCAAGAAGAGCUUUCAUUUAUUAACUAGUUAUUAAAAUGUUCGAAGAGCUUGUGAAUCAUUAAAACUAAGAAACGAAAAAGUGUAACUGUUUAAACAGUGCUGUGAAUUCCUUUCAAACCUGCGCACCAUUUGGAAGCAACCUUAUUGUGAACUUAAUAAAAUAACUUUUGGAAAACGCCA